Stylophora pistillata is the source of this 6685-nucleotide messenger RNA. Its product is annotated as adenylate cyclase type 9-like. Gene Ontology annotation, biological process: adenylate cyclase-activating G protein-coupled receptor signaling pathway; intracellular signal transduction; cyclic nucleotide biosynthetic process. Lineage: Eukaryota; Metazoa; Cnidaria; Anthozoa; Scleractinia; Pocilloporidae. Gene Ontology annotation, molecular function: adenylate cyclase activity. Gene Ontology annotation, cellular component: plasma membrane. The record is from RefSeq and is a predicted model, not a curated record.
CUUAAGUUUCCACAGCAUUAAGCCGCAACACCACACUUCUGUUCUAUUGUUCAGGUCUCACCCGGGCUCCCCAUUCCUCAGAGCUGGUUAGAUUAUCUCGUACACUACUCAGAAGAUGAAGGGAAAUAUACACUGACACAAUCUUCCUUUUGGCCAUGAUUUCAAUUAAGAGAGGAUCAACCUUGCUCUGAGUGCUGCGUCAUGCAACCUCUGACGUCAUAAACUUGCUAUGCCCCUGCACAAGGAGAAAAACCUUACCACAGAAAUAUACCUCAGUAAUGAAACAAGACUUAUUUCGUUGAAAGAAUGAUAUAGUUCCUGAUAAUAUUUAUAUAAAAAUCUUAGCUUUUAAUAUAUACAAAAAAUCUUAGCUUGACACUGAGCCUUUACUAGGUUAUAUGUCAUUUAAGUUAUUUUCGCAGAUACUUGUCUAUUUCUGGCGACCUCAGUUUGAAACUGAGCCAGCUUUUUCGCAGUUCUCUGCUUUCAUGGUAUUUUUAAAUCCCUCAUCUCUGCAAAAUAUAGCAACGUUUCAUAUCACUGACCUUCGAUUUCACCGCCAAUGUCAAGAUCAUUAAGCCCAAACAAACAGGAUGGAGCUGAAGGAGGAACCACUAAAUGGGACUGGGCUCAGUUCCAAAGCCAAAACAAUCUUCCUGCUUUGGUCAGCUUUAUCGAAGAGGAACGUUUGGGCGCGCGGAUCAAUCCACAGGGGUCUACCGUCAAAAGAAUGAGUUAUUUAACUUUUAUUCAUCUUGUCCUCAAAAGAAAGUGAUUAACAUUUCUUUUAUGUAAAAAAGGAGAAAAACAUUAAUUCAAUCCCUAUUAAUGAGGACCUCUUGUCUUCGUAGUUCUGAAACUCAUUAUCCGUUUUGUGUUCUUAAAAGUGUUAUAACGACCUUUCCAGAUUUUAUUCUUAUUCGAAGAAAGUUACUUAGCUAAGAUCAUGCACGCUAUAGCUGAGAUCAGAGAGGCACUUCACUAAACUUAGCUGUACUGGCGCUUUCUUUCAAAGCUUUCAUUCGUCCCUAAGCCCUCGCAGCCGAUCAAAAUACCAUCUCUUAUGUUAAUGUAUCAUGAUGUUUGUAAAACUUCUUCGCUGCUUCUUGUUGCUGCGUUGUUGUUUGCUUUCAAAUGUUAGGAAUGUUUUGCUUCUUUAGCCGUUAGAGUUUCCGUCAGCACAAAAUGCAAUUCAUUUCCACCUGAGUAACAUUCAUAGUUGUCAAGUUUUUGGCAGCUGCAGGUGCCAAGGCUCAUGCCAACUUUGUACGCAGAGCGAAAGGUAGGCAUCUACGGCCGGCUACACUUACCAUUUAGUGUAUUUACUUAGUAAGCUUGCAAAGUCCUGUAUCCGUUACAACUGCAUGGCCAAUUCGGCAUAACAUUUUUCUAAAGAUUUCAUAAGAAACUCUUCGAGCUUUUGCUUGUUGUUGCUUUAUUUAGGCAUGAAGUUGUUUUUUCAUCACUCAUCGAAGAUCUGUCCUAGCUUGAGGACAAAGUUUACUGUUUGUUUUUCGUGUCUAACUAUCUUUAACGCAUGAUAUUUUCCUUAAUAGCAUUUCAAAUAUUUUUCCUCACACCCUGUGAAUUUUAAAUCUCCCAUUAGUAACUAAAAGGAUCUCAAGAGUUUCUCACCCUGAGACUGGAUGUGAUGUAACAGAAUUACUUAUCCGCCAAACUCUUUUUAUUUGCAAUCACACUUAGUGCAAAUUAGCAUCAUCCUAGCUAUUUUCCAGAACUCCCCCUCCCUACCCCGACAGCGAUGACUCCAAGUCCGUGGGGGGAGGAUGUCAAGAUCUCAGCUGACAUGAUAGAUUUGCAUAUUUCAGUUUGUUUCUCUGUCGAAGGCCAUCCCUAUUUGUGUUCGUAUAUUUUUACAAUUCGCUUCCCUCGUUACGCAUGUAUUUUCUUAAACCCAUGACCUUAGUCAUGAUCUUGGUGUUCAAUUUACAAAAUCAUUGAAAUUUGAACCAGCAUUAGUGACCUAUUUGUUUCCAGCGAAAGUACAAGUAGUUUGAGUAUGCAUGACCACAAUGCGAAGAAUUUGCUAAAAAUAGGUUAGAUGUUCAACUGGCUGUCCUUUUACAUCAAACCUAAAACACGGAAAGCCUCACAGCCACUUAGACGACACCAAAUGAUGUCACGUGUAGCUAUAGAUCACGUGAUAUACGCUCGGAAAAAAAGAGAGCUCGCAUUCAACGUACAUAUUCUCUUCAUGUGCCAAAGGUUAGAGCCGCUGAAUUUAAGUGCUUUCGCCCUGGAUAUCCCUGAAUUCCCUUUGAUGACGAGGAAGCAGAACACUUGUCAGAUAGGGUAGUGGUUGAGGUCCUGUUGUACCGAUAGCUCUUAAAAUGACUCGAAGACGCUAAAGAGAUGAUUUAGUUAGGUGAUCAACACCGGGGAAACCUCGAAAAGCAGGCUGUCUCUCUUUGGAUAGUGAAAUGGCUGGCGAGGAAAGGUCUGGGUACUCUAUCAGCACAGAUCCAGAGUCCAUGAGCGUCGAAUUAAAACCCUCGUUCGCUGCGGUUAAAAAAGAGAGGUCUUUUUCACAGGUUGAUACACGCUCGAAAAAAGGUUGUAUUCCCUUGCUUUUUGAGCGAGCUUCUUCUCAAUGGUGGAAGCCAUCAUUUGAUUCGAAAAUUUUGGAAGAAGAGUUUCAGCGUUUCACUUCUCACAACCAAAGGCGUCUCGUCCACGCUCUCGUAUUUGUAUGCUUCGUUUGUGUCAUCUGGGGGAUAUUUUUUGCGGUUCGUAAGCGUGAAUGCUAUCAGAUCUUAGUAGGAGAUGGCGUUUUUUUGUUGUUGGUGAUCUCUCUAAUACUGUUUACUAAAUUCAGCAGAUAGUACAAGAAAUGUGCAUCAUUUGUUUCGUUGCUCGCAUCUGUUUUACUGAUCGCCAUGGAACUUUGCCUUUUCGCUUUGCCAACAGCUCUCUCGAACCCGGCUCGAUUCUGUAUGUGUACAUGUGUUAUCAUGCUGAUUUAUACCAUGAUCCACUCGCUUCAUUUGUACAUCUGCAUAUUAAUGACAGUGGCUUUUUCUGUCGCUCACGAAGUUCUCUCCGACGUGAUCACUGACGGAGAGGGAAGAGACAGCCGGCCCAAGGAUAUCAUCUGUCGUUUAAUUUUGCACAUGUGCAUUCAUCUGUUUGGAAUCCAAAUAUUUUUCAUGGCCCAAGUGCGAGAGAGAAGCACUUUCUGGAAGGUUGGUCAAUGCGUCGUUGCUCGUCUCGACUUGGAGAUUGAAAAACAGGUGAAAGAACAGAUGAUCCGAUCAGUAAUGCCGGAUUUAGUGGCCAAAGAGCUGCUUAAUGUGGUCGAAGAAGUGGAGGAAGAUCCGAAAGACAGUUCAAACGGUAAGAAAAAACGACGAAACAAAGGCCAGAUGGUCUUCCGGCCGUUUCAGAUGCAUCGCAUGGAGAAUGUCAGCAUUCUUUUCGCCGAUAUCGUUGGCUUCACCAACAUGUCUUCCGAUAAGUCUGCAGAGCAAUUAGUGAGGCUCUUGAACGAUCUUUUUGGGCGCUUUGAUCGCCUCACAGAUAUCAAUAACUGUGAGAAAAUCAGCACCCUUGGUGAUUGUUAUUAUUGUGUGGCAGGAUGCCCUGAAGCGACAGCCUAUCAUGCAGUUAAUUGUGUGGAGAUGGGACUGGACAUGUUGGAACAAAUCAAAGAAUUUGACGAGGACACCAAGAAUGAGGUUGACAUGAGAGUGGGCGUUCAUACAGGGACUGUUCUUUGUGGCAUUGUUGGUUCGCUACGCUUCAAAUUUGAUGUUUGGUCCAAUGAUGUAAACUUAGCAAACCGCAUGGAAACAGCUGGUCUCCCUGGACGUGUGCAUAUCACUGCAACGACGCUCGACUUUCUUUAUGGUCACUAUAUUGUGGAAGAUGGUAAUGCUAGUUCACGUUAUCAAGGCUUGGAAGGUAUUAAGACCUACUUCAUUGUUGGUCGUAAGAAUGGUAUGAAGAAACCAAUGCAUCUGCUUCACCCAAGUGGACGAAAAAAGAAACCAGCAAACCUCAACUCCAUUAAUGUCAGCAUGAAUGAGAAUGCUUCUCAUUACAGUAGUCCACAGGAAAACAAGAAGCAUGUCAAGAUCUCUGAACAGGUUACUUCCUCAGAUGUGAUGGUUAACUCUGAUUCUAACAUUUCCAGCCAAGGUGAGUCAAGCUCUGACAAUGGUCCCAAAAUCCUGAAAGGCAACCUGAAAGUUAAGCAUGAGGCCAUUGAAAUGGACUACUGUAGUGGAACUUCAAUCCGAUCUGAUGAUGAUGAUGAAGAGUCAAAUAGAAGGAUGUCAGGGGAUCAACGCUCUCCACAAGUUUUGGGCUUGUCCCUGAAUGAAGCAUUAAUGAGAGAUGCUCUGCGAACAAACAAUGACCAGCAACUUGUAAAGUUGAUGAGUCAAGAGAGAACUAGUGAUGAGUACUUCCACAGGUCAAUGAACCCUUGCACACUACAGUUUCAUGACAGAGAAACUGAGAAACGAUAUCAGAAUGAAGGUCAGGACUGUACAUUGUUGAACCCUUCAGUGACAACAUUUGUAUCUCCCAGAGUGAACUUCUUUUUAGAUGUCUUGCUUUCCAACAUUAUUUAUGUAGUUAUAAUGUGUUUAGGCUUCCUGCUCUACAACAAACCUGUUCCAUUGGCAGUAAAGGUUCUGUCACCAAUUUCAAUUGUUAUUGAAAUAACAUUGUUCUGCUUGACAGUUGCCAGAGCAUUUCCACAUUUGUGUUCUGUAUGUAUACACAGAAUGGUAGGUUACAUUUGCGGCUGGUUCACAAACCAUCUUAUAGGAGCUCUUUUAAUGUGUCUUCCAAUGGGAACUCUCUUUGCAAACUUAGUGAACUGUGAGGUCCAUUCUACAAGGGAAAGAGAAUUCUACUCUUUAAUAUUUGCUGUCGCACUCUUACAUUUCUGCAAUUUCACUCAACUUACAUCUUGGAUGAAGACUGGACUGGCUGCUGCAUUUUUUAUUACAUACAUUAUUUUGCUCAAUUCUGACAAUUCUAACUUUUGUGCACCUCUGGCUGGAGGAAAUAAGAAUUACAGCACAGAAAUCAUGGUUUGCAUUGGGUUACUUCUGAUGUUUGUGUGGGUGUUAAAUCGUCAGUUGGAAAUGAGUGUACGACGUAAUUUCAAUGGAGAUGAGGAAGCUCCUAAAGACAAACGAAAAGCACAAAUGCACAAGGAACAGGCUGCAUGGUUACUGGAAAGCAUUUUCCCUAAACAUGUUGCAGAUGCUCUGAAACUGUCAAGCCAUUACUCAAGAAAUUAUGAAAAUGUUGGAGUAAUUUUUGCUUCAAUAGUAAACUUUUCUGACUUCUAUGAAGAGAACUUUGAAGGUGGAAAGGAAUGUAUUAGAGUUUUGAAUGAACUAGUUGGUGACUUUGAUGACCUUCUAACAGACAAAAGCCAGUUUAGCCAAGUAGAGAAAAUCAAGACAGUCAACGGCUCAACCUUUAUGGCUGGGGCUGGCCUUUACCCAGAAGGUUGCGCUAAAAAAGAUGCCCACCCUUAUGACCACUUGAAGCAACUUGUUGAAUUUGCUAUGGGAAUGAUCAAGGUUGUCGACAAAUUCAACGAACACAUGCUGGGAUUUGAGUUUCAUUUACGGAUAGGAUUUAAUGCUGGGGCAGUCACAGCAGGCGUUAUUGGUACAACAAAACUUCUCUAUGACAUAUGGGGAGACACAGUGAAUAUUGCAAGCAGAAUGGACUCUACUGGUGUGAAAGGUCGAAUACAGGUCAGCGAGGCAUCAAAGAAACUUCUUGAUGAAUUCUUCACAUUUGAACGUAGAGGAACCAUCCCCGUCAAAGGCAAAGGCCUUAUAACCACGUACCUACUCACUGGAAAAAGAACAGAUGCAAUUUUGGAAGCUGGUUCUUGCAAUUAUGAAGAAAUCAGGGAAACUGUCAUUGAUUAAGUAAGAGUAAAGUGGCAGGCAUGUUAUAGUAAUGUAUAUUAUUAUAUAUAUAUAUAUAUAUUAUAUAUGUAUAUGCACACAUACUAUUAUAUAUUAAAUGAUAUAGGCUAAUGACAAAUUAAAUUGAUGUUGUAAAGGAUUGAAAUUUUAAAGUAUGUGCUCUUCAUGUCAUAUUAGUAAGUGUGCAUUUAAAAUUAGAAUGGAAAAUAGUAAGAGUUCUAUUGGAAACAUUUUAACAAUACAUAAUAGAGAAAAUUUGAGAUAUAUUUGAUGCCAGGUAUAUUGCAAAUAUAAACAUAGUUAAAUAUUACCCUGCCAGAAGUGUUUCUAAGGAUACAGAACUCCAUACCAACUGAUUUGUUUUGGACUUGUAACAUAAAUGCAAAGUUUCCCAAACAGAUAUUUUAAAUAGUUGUAUGCCUGACUUGAAUUAAUUUUUUUAGAGUGGGUUUAGUGGAUGGGAAAAAGUUUUCAUUAUUGGUUGCAGUUGUUUGACAAAUUCCCAAAUGUUCCCAAAUUGUUUUUGGAUAAGAACCAGCCAUAGAUAGUAAUUAGUAUUAGCAUACUUGGGUUGAGUAGACUUAACAUUUUUCCAGUGACCCAUCCUGCUUUCUCAAGGUCCCAAUUUCAGUAUUUUCAAUUAGGUUUUUAUCACUGGUUUUCCAAAUUUCAUCAUCUUUUCACAGACGCAUUUGCUGUGGACAAUCUGGACGUGUGAUUUAAGAAAAAGGGAAAAUAAAUUGCUCUCUUGAUUUGUUCAA